AUGGUCACAUUCAGGCCGCUCUCUCAAGAUGAUGGAGUUUAUCAGUCGUUGAUUGAACUAGACGAGGGCAGGCUUCGAAUAUUACUAGAUGUGGGAUGGAAUACGCUUCUCGAUGCGGAUCUGAGCCACCUUGUCAAUAUCACAGACAACAUCGAUCUUAUUCUGCUAACCCACGCUACUCUUUCUCACCUUGGAGCAUAUUGUUAUUUAUGCCAUUUGUAUCCUGAAUUCGGCCGUAUUCCUACUUAUGCGACAAUCCCUGUAGUGAAUAUGGGGCGCAUGGUUACUAUUGACAGCUACAGGGCCAAAGGGAUAGCUGGACCAUUCCCCAGAGCCGUCAUGUCCACUAACGACAUCGAUGAUAUUAUGGACCGCGUGAAGACUGUAAAAUACUCUCAACCCAUGUCUAUCAGUGGACGUAGCCAGGAGAUUUCUAUCACCGCUUUUAAUGCUGGUCAUUCCAUUGGUGGUACUAUUUGGAAGAUUGUUGACGAUCUGAGCACAGUAAUUUUCGCGGUCGAUUGGAAUCACUCGCGCGACAGUCAUCUCAAUGGUGCAUUUCUUGAACCCAGCGGUCAAAUUAACGAGCAGCUCGUAAAACCCAACGUGCUCGUGACAUCCUCGUACGUCUCAGGUGGUAAAUCGCUCAAGGCAAACCGGGCCCGCCUGCUCGAGGACGUUACCACCGUAGUUUCUCGUGGAGGCUCGAUCUUACUCCCCACUUCUGCUGGCAGUCGUGUAUUAGAGCUCUGUACAAUCAUCGACAAGCACCUUGCUCAAGAAAAUAUCCAGGUUCCAUUGGUCCUGUUGAGCAAUGUUGGCAAACGCAUUUUGACCUAUGCAUCUUCAAUGUUGGAAUAUCUGCAGUCGGCAAUCAUUGACGAAUGGCAAGUGCGUAACGACUCUCCAUUUGAAACGGCUCGUAUUCUGUGCGUCGAUACAAUGGAGCAAGCCAACAAUAUCGUUGGACCCAAAAUUGUGUUGGCGACCGGUGAAGCCCUCGAAACCGGCCUUUCGAAAAAUGCUUUCCAGAGAUUUGCAGAGCAGCCUGACUCGGCGGUAAUUCUCACAGAGUAUUGCCAAAAUCGUACUCUCGGUAAACUAGUCUAUGAUUUAUGGAAGGAGAAUACGGGCGACAAGGAAAUGCUCAAGCAGUUCACCCUCCGAAUACCUCAAGUUCAUAUAACAGAAGCUGUCCCUCUGGAAGGUGUCCAGCUAGCCGAGUACAACCAAAAGAUUGAAGAAAUGCAAAUGGAAAAAAAUAUACAAGAAGCUCUGGAUCGAAGAAAUAAAGAGAUUUUGGAGACUAUUGAAAGCGAUUCUAGUGAUGAGGAGCAAGACGUCCAAGUGGUUACUGGACAAGUAGAAAUGAACAGAUUUCUGGCUGGCGACGGGUUUCACGAUCUAGAAAUCGGACAGGAAAAGUCUAGGUUGUAUAUGUUUCCCCAUGUCCAACCCAAAAAACGUGCCGAUGACUACGGUGAACAAUUGGCAAGUGGACAGUUUGAGCAACCAGCUGAUGAGUAUGGAGCUAAUGGAACUGAUACCGAUGUUAAAAUGGAAGAAUCAGAUACCAUGGGGUUGGGCCCAUCCAAUACUUGGAAGGAAGAGCAGAGAGCUCCUCCCGAGCCGCCGCUAAUACUCCGGGGAGCCGAUUUUGAUUUGAAAGUUUUAUGCUCUAUCGAUUACAUUGACUUUAAUGGUCUAACAGAUAUGAGAUCCCUAAAUAUGAUUUUACCUCAAGUGCAGCCAUCAAAGCUUGUUGUAUUGCCGGGAAAUGACAAUGUGAUCAAGUCUCUGCUGAAGUUGAAGCUGGAUACAAGCAUUGGGAACGAAGAUGUCACUACACAGCAACUAAAUCAUGCUAUCUCGUUGAAAAUUGACCCGGAACUGGAAAAAUCAUUGCAAUGGCAACGAGUUCUGGGUAGAUUCUCCGUCGCGCAUGUGACAGGCGAGUUAGAGUUUCCCAGAGAUAGUGACAUGCAGGACGAUGAUAGGGUCCCUAAACCUUCAUAUCGGCAAACUGAAGCUGUGCUAAAAUCUAUUCCUGGAUUCCAUCCUUACACGCAAGCCCCGAUUUGGGUAGGCGACAUCCGGCUAAUCGAAUUAAGGAAAUCGUUGAUCGGAGCAGGGUUCCAAGCUGAAUUCAGGGGACAGGGUGUAUUGGUAUGCAAUAAUAAAGUUACAGUGACAAAACUCUCGGAGGGAAAUUUCCAUAUCGAAGGCGGGUUAGAGCCAGAGUUUUAUGCCACCAGAGCUGCCAUUCGCGCUUCUCUUGCCGCAGUAUAA
This is a messenger RNA of Wickerhamiella sorbophila, 2289 nucleotides long. Its product is annotated as Cleavage factor two protein 2. Bases 1 to 2289 code for a protein of 762 amino acids. Gene Ontology annotation, cellular component: mRNA cleavage and polyadenylation specificity factor complex. The record is from RefSeq and is a predicted model, not a curated record. Gene Ontology annotation, biological process: mRNA 3'-end processing by stem-loop binding and cleavage. Lineage: Eukaryota; Fungi; Ascomycota; Dipodascomycetes; Dipodascales; Trichomonascaceae. The transcript has a single exon. Gene Ontology annotation, molecular function: RNA binding.